Molecule: messenger RNA, 1236 nt
Organism: Mycena citricolor
Lineage: Eukaryota; Fungi; Basidiomycota; Agaricomycetes; Agaricales; Mycenaceae
Source: the annotation of a GenBank genome assembly
AUGAGGAGUUGUUCAUUUCUGUCUCAUUCGCCUUGCACAAUGUUCCUUCUUCCAGUCCAUCUCGACCACCGCGAUCUCACCGGUCACUGCGAUCCCGACCUGCAGAAUUGUCGCUCUCUCUUGAACAUCGUCCGGGGUUGUCUGACGACCAUCGCCGCCUGCGUGUGGGUCUCGGUGCAUCCCAACCUUCCGGCGCCUAAUCAGGGACGGAUUCGGGGCAUGUUCACGAGAAUCAAAGUCAUGCUCAUUGCCAUCGCAAUGCCAGAGGCUGUGAUCGUGUUUCCGGUACGGCAGUUCUUCGCGGCGCGCGCCUUUCCCAAGACAUACCACGUUUCGAUGACACACGGCUUCUUCUUCACCAUGGGUGGUUUCAUCGAUACUGAGCGCCGCUCCCUUCUUACAUCCGAAGAUUUGGAAAGACCAGGUGUCUUGAAAAGCAUUCGUGAGGUUCGAGAGGAGGACAUACGGGACAAGAGCAAAGCGGAUGCUCUAGCCAAGGCUUUCGCAAUCCUGCAGGCCUCUUGGUUCAUCAUGCAAUGUGUCGCUCGCGUCUUGCAGCGCCUACCCCUGACGCAAACUGAGGUUGCAACGCUUGCCUUUGCGCUGCUCAAUAUCGUGAUGUGGCUCUUCUGGUGGCAUAAACCUCUCGGGGUCAACGAAGGUAUCAUCGUCGAGGAACGAACAGAUAUCACCGGUCUUCGAAAGUACGAGCCGACCCGACCUUCCUACGCGACGUCUUCUCUCGACUGGUUCAACAGAUUCAUUGACGAAAUGGUGGGCGCACUCGGUGGGGACUACGAAGAGCAUCAACGGGCACACUCGGUGCCCGCUUUCUGGUCCGGCGAGGGUGCUGUUGAGGUACCACUUUUGGGGGAAACCGACCUUCCUACCGUCGCAGUGGUCACUGAAGCCAUAUCUGCGCUUAUCUUUGGAGCAAGCCAUUGCACAGCGUGGAAUACACACUUUCCGACCGCUGUCGAAAUGUGGCUUUGGAGAGUAUGCUCGAUCAUCGUCGGACUGGGGCCAGGUACCAUGGCCGUCUCCCUGUUUGUUGAUUUGCUUUCCGACGGAAAGCGUUAUGAAAGGUUAACGACUGUUUUAUUCUACACUCCUGUCAUGCUAUAUCCCAUCGCACGCCCAGUUCUGAUCAUCCUCAUGCUGACGACGCUCAGAAACCUGCCGUCCGAGGUGCUCUUUGAUGUAGAUUGGACGGGAUUUAUUCCACACGUAGCGUAG